CUGCCGUAUGCAGGUGGGAAAGAUUAAAAUUUGGCUGUAAACAGAACACUCAGAACAGAGAAUUCAGAAUGGCUUCAAGUUCAAGACGACCUAAGUUGAUAGUACUUGAUUUAGACUGGACCUUGUGGCCGUUUCAUGUUGAAAUGGAUGUCGACCCCCCAUUUAAGAAAAAUAAGCAUGGGAAAGUUGUUGAUCGGCGAGGCGAAGAAAUUAAACACUUUCCCGAAGUGCCAACGCUUCUGGAGAGACUUGUGGCUGAUGGCUUUGAGAUAGCAGCCGCUUCCAGGACACACGAGGUUGAGGGUGCGAAACAGCUCUUGCAGCUUUUUGGAUGGGAUCAUUACUUCUCUUAUAAAGAAAUAUACCCAGGAUGCAAAAUAACCCAUUUUGGAAUGCUCAAGGAAAAGUCUGGAUAUGACUACAGUGAAAUGCUCUUCUUUGAUGACGAUUAUUAUCUAAAUAUUAAGGAUAGUAUUUCUAUUGGAGUAACUUCGGUUUUGGUAAAAAGAGGAUUUAGUGAGAAACACGUAGAAGAAGGCCUGAAGAAAUAUGCCGAAGGCAAGAUUCAUUGACAUUCCUCAAUCCUGGGACUUAAUGUUACAUUGGAAUUUGGUUAAUAUUUAUUGUCAUAUAUUUAAAAUAAAAUUAUGGAAUUAAUAAUUCCAUUUAUUUUGUGGG
This is a messenger RNA of Neocloeon triangulifer, 678 nucleotides long. Its product is annotated as magnesium-dependent phosphatase 1-like. The record is from RefSeq and is a predicted model, not a curated record. Gene Ontology annotation, molecular function: acid phosphatase activity. NCBI's taxonomy places the organism in Eukaryota, Metazoa, Arthropoda, Insecta, Ephemeroptera, Baetidae. Bases 69 to 572 code for a protein of 167 amino acids. The transcript is spliced from 4 exons.